This is a messenger RNA of Bacidia gigantensis, 573 nucleotides long. RefSeq lists its product as uncharacterized. The record is from RefSeq and is a predicted model, not a curated record. The transcript has a single exon. NCBI's taxonomy places the organism in Eukaryota, Fungi, Ascomycota, Lecanoromycetes, Lecanorales, Ramalinaceae. The coding region runs from base 1 to 573 and encodes 190 amino acids.
AUGGAACAACAGCUUCAAGAUAUACUGGCUUCGCUCAAUCAGGAUCAAUCGCUUAUCUUAUCGCAGAGUCUUGAUGCGUCUUCCCCCGAAGGCCGCGACACCUGGAUGAUGCUGGGAAAGCGAUUGAAAGUUGAGGGUAUCACGUCGAAACAAAUCCAGAAGCAUUCUAUUGAAUUGGUCAAUGCUAUUAAAACGACAAUAGGUCAGCUGUCAAGCCCAGAGUCAUAUGAGACGGCGCCAGAAUAUUUCGGUAGAAGCCACGAAAUGCCUCACUCCGUGACAACAUCUGUUCCUGACGGCUCGAUAGCUAGUUUUGGCUCAGGACCCCAACGGGGCGCACUUUUUCCAAGCCAAUUGACGGCAAACGUCGAUUUUAGAUCAAAAGAUUGGACUGCAGAGUCAAAUAUCCAAUGCGGCGUGACUUCUUUGCUCAGAGGACUAGAAUCUAGAGACACCGAGGAUACGGACCCUCUCAGCCUGGACACCAGUAAGACUACGGAUGUAGGAGACACCCCGAGUGAGCCAUCUGAGUACGAGGCAGCGAGCGAAAAGACUCUUUCCGUCGUAAAAUAG